This is a messenger RNA of Pectinophora gossypiella (pink bollworm), 1361 nucleotides long. RefSeq names its product Krueppel-like factor 5. Gene Ontology annotation, biological process: regulation of transcription by RNA polymerase II. The record is from RefSeq and is a predicted model, not a curated record. Lineage: Eukaryota; Metazoa; Arthropoda; Insecta; Lepidoptera; Gelechiidae. The coding region runs from base 250 to 1089 and encodes 279 amino acids. The transcript is spliced from 2 exons. Gene Ontology annotation, molecular function: RNA polymerase II cis-regulatory region sequence-specific DNA binding; DNA-binding transcription factor activity, RNA polymerase II-specific.
GUACAGCCGGACCAAUGGUGACGAGUGAUGCGGGCAUGUGGUGCGGAUCCGAUAAUCGGCGAUCGUCGUUAUCAGCGCCGGCCGCGGUGUCCGGCGCGGACGCAGCUCUGCACGCAGCGACACUCCAUCCCCGGGGCGCGUCGCAAGCGCUAGUCUGCUGCUCAUCCUGAUAAACUUCCUCUCAUUUAUUAUCGCUGCGCUCUAUCAUUAUACACAAACAACACUGGCGCAAACAGUCGAUUAUUCACGAUGUAUCGAGAGAACAACGGCCCAGUCCUGGAGGACGUCCUGCUAAACGACCAAUACUUGUACGAAUAUUCACCGGCCGAAAGCAUCAUCAACUUCGAACUACCGUCUACUUUCAACACAGGAAACAGUGAUUUUUUCAGUGAUUUCGAUUUCAAUUGUGACACUUUUGUUAGUGAAAAUAAGGAUGAUUUUAACUUUAUGGACUGUUCCGUUACGUUUGAUUUUGAAGCGUUCGAUAAGGACAUUGACGACUAUCUACUAGAAGCUCUCAACAGUGAUCGAUCAAAUGAUGCCCUUCACUCUGUUACGGAUUCAUCAGACAGCGGGGAAGAUUUUGGAAGAUUAUCAGUUUUUGGAACACAGUUAGAAAGCAUGUGCGUGCCGAAUACACAUGACUAUUUAAGUCCUAUACAACAGAACAGGACUACAAGACCGAGAGACACCGAAACAACUGAAGUUCAAAAACGAACGUUCAGCGAGCCGGCUUAUUGUCAGGAGCUGGGUGCGUUCCGAUGUCCGGUAGAGGAGUGCGGCAAGUUGUACGCGAAGGCCUCGCACGUCCGCGCGCACCUGAGACGGCAUAGUGGCGAGAAACCUUACCGCUGCACUUGGCCAGGUUGCGCGUGGCGAUUUGCGAGGUCCGACGAGCUGGCGAGACACCGUCGUAGCCACUCCGGCGAUAAACCAUACUGCUGCAGAGAGUGCGGUAAGCGGUUUGCUCGAUCCGACCAUCUCGCGAAGCACGGUCGAGUGCAUGCCAGGAGAGCUGCGGCCGCGGCCGCUGCAGCAGCUAAACGCAAUGCUCCACCCCAGACACAUCGGAUGAGGCGACUAUUGUGACUUAACUUUAAGCUAUACUUAGUUAUAAGACACAAGUUGAUAAUUUGAUUGAUCUGCAUUUAUUUCGAAAUUGACGACAAUACCUAUUGGUUAACAACAUUAAUUGGCAUCGUAACAUUUCAAAUAAAGAAAUGCCUAAACAAAUUAUUUUUAAUAGUUGUUAGUUGCCUACUUAAAUAAAAUUGAAGAAUAAAAACCGCGCGGGCGCGUAUUUACUAAAUGUUACGAGAUAAUGUAUAACUGUGUAAACUAUAAAUUAGCUCUAAUAUAAA